AUGAAACCUUGGCAGCCUUCUAUCAUUCCUCAUCCCAAACUCCCCGACCAAGGCUUUCCUCCGACAAUGUCUGCUGCACACGCAACUCCAAUGCACUGGGCCGAGGCUGGCCCGUCCGUCCCUCCCCCCAGCUACAAUGUGGCCAUGGGUGAAACCCCUUCGUCGCGCUCCUCCAACGACCAUGAUGCCUCUGGCCAGCAUCAGUUCAACGGAUUCUCCGAGAAGAAGCAGCGAGAGCGCGAAGUUGAGCUCGAUCUUCGUCGUGCUCGUCCGGCCACCAUCGACACUGUCGAUCCCACGUAUCGCUCGCAUGCGCCAUCCACAGGCUUUUCUUUCGAUCCCAAGACAGCGCUCGCGAGGUUUGGAAGCCCCUUUGCCACGUCUCCAGACUGGUCACCCCUCCCUCAGGAUGCAUGCCUCACUCGAUUGCCUUCUUUGGAUUUGGAGCUGCGAAUCAAGAUGCGCUUUUCAAGUCCUUCCAACGAGCAGCGCAUUUCUUCGCCGCCUCCAAGCUUCCAUCGACGCGCCGUCUCCUCCAUUCCAGCCGCGAAGAUGCAGUUUGAGCCCGUCUACAUCAAGAGCGCCAACAACAAAGAGAGCAAGAAGCAGAUCCUCGCGGAUGGCUUCCAGUCAGAAUACCCUGGUCGCCUCUUGGUGCCGCGCGACGUUUCCACAGCAGACUGGGCACGCUUCUUGGACGACAUUGUUGCUGCGGGAGCACUCACAGGCAAGCAGAAGAUCGUCUCCAAUGUCGCGCCCAUCACCAUGCACAUUGGCAUCACCGGCUUUCUCGUCACCCGCGCCAUCGAGAAGGGCAUGAAGAAGCGCAAUUCACCCUUGAUUUGCGAGACCAUCGAGCUUUGGCAGCACCAAUUCUUUGGCGCACGCAACCUUGACGUCUAUGUGCUCUACAACGGUGAGCGUCUCACCGCCCGCUCGCCGAACGCUCCCAUCCCCGCAUCUACGUAUCCGACGCACCACCAGCUCCAGCGCAAGGAGACACGUGCGACUUUGGCCAGCUCCAUAUCGAGCAGCAGCAGCUCCAGCAGCGAUUCGUCCGACGACGAGGAUAGAGCUACGCCCCACACACUCGACGGUCAACGCCUCGGCAGGAAGGAGAGGAAGUUGCUUAGAAAGCAGAGGAAGGCCGAGCGCAAACAUGAGCGCAGGCUCGCCAAGAUAGAGCGCAAGCGCAGGCGCAAUGAGAAGAGGUAUGGAUGCUCGCCGUGCUCCCCACUCGCUAACCAAACUACGAGCGGUCCCGGGCCCAGGCACGGCGGCGGCAGGGGAGGUUACCUGCUCGUCAUUGCUCCGCUCCCACCUUCCACAGCCAGUCUCGCUGGGGAUGCCGCUGCAAUCAUGUGGUAG
Moesziomyces antarcticus is the source of this 1368-nucleotide messenger RNA. RefSeq lists its product as uncharacterized. The record is from RefSeq and is a predicted model, not a curated record. The transcript has a single exon. Lineage: Eukaryota; Fungi; Basidiomycota; Ustilaginomycetes; Ustilaginales; Ustilaginaceae. The coding region runs from base 1 to 1368 and encodes 455 amino acids.